Molecule: messenger RNA, 2834 nt
Organism: Musa acuminata AAA Group (dessert banana)
Lineage: Eukaryota; Viridiplantae; Streptophyta; Magnoliopsida; Zingiberales; Musaceae
Product: calmodulin-binding protein 60 D-like
Exons: 8
Coding region: 270-2183 (637 amino acids)
Biological process (GO): regulation of salicylic acid biosynthetic process
Cellular component (GO): nucleus
Molecular function (GO): DNA-binding transcription factor activity; sequence-specific DNA binding; calmodulin binding
Source: RefSeq, a predicted model, not a curated record
CUUCCGGCCAAUUGCAGCCGCCGUUGUUUCCGAUUACUCUUCUUCUAUCUUCCUCGCUCGCGCGAGAUCUCCACAAUUCGCCUCUGCCAUCGAUCUUUUACGUUUCAGAUCUCUCGUCGCUUCGGCGGCCGACAAUUCAACCUUUUCUCCCUCGCGUUGCUUUGAUUACUUCUUCCCUCGUUUUUGUUUUGGGUAAUACCGGGCUGGUCGUGCCGGGAUUUGUCAGCAUAUUUCGGGGAUCGAGGUUUUUGUUUGGGGGGGCUUUCAGUAUGCAGCGGCCUAGCAGGUACGAGCGGCAAGGGACGAUGACAAGGGAGAAGCGCGGGUUGGACGCUGGCGAUGACGACAGCUUGCACCCCGAGCCCAAGCGACCCAAGGUCCCGGCCCUUGCGAGUGUGAUUGUUGAAGCUUUGAAAAUGGACAGUCUGCAGAAAAUUUGCUCAUCAUUGGAGCCCAUUCUUCGAAGAGUUGUCAGUGAAGAAGUUGAACGAGCCUUAGCGAAGCUAAGUCCUCCAAAAAUUGGUGGAAGGUCUUCACCGAAGCAAAUUGAAGGUCCUGAUGGAAGAAAUCUCCAGCUUCAUUUCCGGACAAGACUAUCCUUAUCCCAUUUUACUGGAGGAAAAGUAGAAGGGGAACAGGGAGCUGAAAUUCAUGUUGUGUUGAUUGAUGCAAACACUGGCCAUGUUGUCACAUCAGGACCUGAGUCGUCUGCAAAACUAGAAGUUUUAGUCCUUGAGGGUGAUUUUAACAAUGAAGACAAUGAUGAUUGGACAGAAGAAGAGUUUGACAGUCACGUAGUGAAAGAACGCGAAGGAAAAAGGCCUCUUUUGACUGGAGACUUAUAUGUCUCAUUGAAAGAAGGUGUAGGAACCCUUGGAGAGCUCACAUUUACAGACAAUUCUAGUUGGAUACGGAGUAGGAAAUUUAGGCUUGGACUGAAGAUUGCUUCAGGUUUCUGUGAUGGUAUUCGAGUCCGUGAAGCGAAAACAGAAGCUUUCACUGUGAAGGACCACAGAGGGGAAUUGUACAAGAAACACUAUCCACCUGAAUUGAAAGAUGAAGUCUGGAGGUUGGAAAAGAUUGGUAAGGAUGGUUCAUUCCACAAGAGGUUGAAUAAAUAUGGAAUCUUUACAGUUGAAGACUUUCUCAGACUUGUUGUUAGGGAUCCCCAGAAACUCCGCAAGGUUCUUGGAAGUGGUAUGUCCAAUAAGAUGUGGGAGAGUCUUGUGGAGCAUGCCAAGACUUGUGUCUUAAGUGGAAAGUACUAUGUAUAUUAUUCUGAUGACACAAGGGAUAUUGGUGCAAUUUUCAAUAACAUUUAUGAGUUUUGUGGCCUGAUUGCUGGUGGGCAGUUCUAUUCUGCUGAAAACCUGAAUGACAAUCAGAAGGUCUUUGCAGAUGUGUUGGUCAAGAAGGCAUAUGAUAAUUGGAUGCAUGUCAUAGAAUAUGAUGGUAAGGCUCUUCUGAACUUUACCAAAAAAAAGAAAGCCCCAUCAGAUUCUUCAAAUGAUCAUGAAGAGUCUCAAGUCAACCUACAAGCUUCGUUUCCUUUGGAGCAUCCUUUGGUUGAUAUGGGAGGAAGUACCAUAACUGCUGUUUAUAGUGGAAAUGAAGGGGUUACAUAUUCAAGUAGUCCUCCAAACGUAGCUUCUGAGACAAACAUGCAGUAUGAAAGCGCCUGCUUCACACCACAGAAUGAGGCAAUUGGCUCCGCUCAACAGAGCUUAAUUACAAGAAAUGAUAGUACAAGUCUGGCACUGGCUCUACCACAGCAGACAAGCAUUGGAUUCCAACCAUCAAGCCACUCCAUGGAGCAUUCAGGCUUGAACAUAUAUGAUGACUGGUCUGGUCAGCAGGACAGCCGCUGUAUGGAUGAUUUCUUCUCUGAGGAAGAGAUUCGCUUGAGAAGCCAUGAGAUGCUGGAGAAUGAGGAUAUGCAACAUUUGCUCCGAACCUUCACCAUGGGUGGAGCUUCUGUCGGUCUCCCUGAAGAUGGAUAUGGCUUUCCGCCGUAUAUGCCUUCGCCAUGUCCUAACUUCAACUUUGAUGAUGAAAGGAAUCGUUCAUCUGGUAAAGCAGUUGUCGGUUGGCUCAAGAUCAAGGCAGCUAUGAGGUGGGGCAUUUUCGUCAGGAAAAAGGCUGCUGAGAGAAGGGCAGCUCAGCUUGUUGAACUAGAAGAAUAGCAAUAUAUAUCAUAUAGGGUUAUACAUUAUUGUGUGGCUGAUUAUGUCGUAAAAUAGCUUUUAUAUCUUACACGGAUAAUGAUGCAGACUGGAGGUUUCAAAUAGGAUUCUUAGUCAAAGCUGACAAUUGCAAGUCACCGAGGCUCUACAUUAUAGUUCUCACCUGCAGCUAUCUUAUUCUGUGACUGUCUGUUGUUGAUUCAGCAAACCCUGAAAUGCCCUGCAAUAUGUACUGCAGCUGCAGAUUUUGAUGGCUUCUGAAUCUCUAUCUACUGCCAAGUUAAUAACGAGUAGAUCCUUGGUGGCGGGCACUUCUAUGUUGGAAUGCCAAUGGUUGGAAUGUUGGAUUGCCGUGCAAGACAGUUGAAAUUUACUUCAUCCAACAUGUUCUUGAAUGUGAAAGCAGGUACCCGGAGGCAAAAGAAUUUGGUCCUAAAACCAUUUCCAGAUACAUUCACAUCAUUUCUGUGAAAAAUGAUCUUGGAUGUCCCGGUAUCUACUUCUCUGAUUCUAGAAAGUUUGCUAUGCCAUGCUGUUGUGGUCUGUACAAUUUCAAGAUUGUUGUCCUGCCUACAUAUAUUUAUUAGUUAAUGUGCUAAUAUUGCUUUAUGCAGCUAGCAAUGAUAAAUUCUUUUGAUGUUUCUUUGAGUA